CUUGAGAAAUGAAGUGGGAGUCACAGCCAGUACAAUUUGUUCUCUGCUUUAUUUACAGGAGCCAAGCAAUAAGCGGGUUCGGCCUUUAGCACGGGUCACGUCCCUGGCGAACUUGAUCUCUCCUGUAAGAAAUGGUGCAGUUCGGCGCUUUGGGCAGACAAUACAGUCAUUUGCCCUUCGCAGUGACAGCAAGUCUCCUAGCUGUGCCCAGAAGUCAUGUAGCAGAUCUGCUGCUCCUACUCCUCCUAAAAGAAGAAACAGUGUACUUUGGUCUGAGAUGUUAGAUGUCAACAUGAAGGAGUCCCUGAGCACCAAAGAAAUUAAGCGCCAGGAGGCAAUAUACGAAAUGUCCAGGGGAGAGCAGGACCUAAUCGAAGACCUGAAGCUUGCCAGAAAGGCCUAUCAUGAUCCCAUGCUGAAGCUCUCUAUCAUGUCUGAGGAGGAACUCACCCACAUAUUUGGGGACUUGGAUUCUUAUAUUCCUCUGCAUGAAGACUUGUUGGCAAGUUUAGGAGAAGCAACAAAACCAGAUGGAACAGUGGAGCAGAUUGGGCCCAUUCUUGUGAAGUGGUUACCACGACUCCAUGCCUACAAAGGUUACUGUAGCAAUCAGCUGGCAGCCAAAGCACUUCUGGAUCAGAAGAAGCAGGACCGCAGAGUGCAGGACUUCCUUCAGCGCUGCCUUGAGUCUCCCUUCAGCCGCAAGCUAGACCUUUGGAGCUUCCUGGACAUUCCUCGAAGUCGGCUCGUCAAAUACCCACUGCUCCUGAAAGAGAUUCUGAAGCACACUCCCAAAGACCAUCCCGAUAUCCAGAUUCUGGAAGAAGCCAUAUCCAUUAUCCAAGGAGUCCUCUCUGACAUUAACCUGAAGAAGGGAGAGUCGGAGUGCCAGUAUUACAUUGACAAGUUGGAGUACCUGGAUGAGAAGCAGAAGGAUCCGAGGAUUGAAGGCAGCAAAGCUUUACUGUGCCAUGGGGAGCUGAAGAAUAAAAACGGACAUAAACUCUACGUCUUCCUCUUCCAAGACAUCCUGGUUUUGACCCGGCCAGUCACUCGCAAUGAGCGUCAGGCCUACCAAGUGUACAGGCAGCCGAUCCCUGUCCAGGAGUUGCUCCUCGAAGACCUGCAGGAUGGCGAUGUGAAAAUGGGAGGAUCUUUCCGAGGAGCUUUUGGCAAUUCCGAUAAAGCUAAAAAUAUCUUCCGAGUUCGUUUCCAAGAUCCCUCCCCAGGCCAGUCCCACACACUGCAGGCCAAUGAUGUCUUCCACAAGCAGCAAUGGGUUAAUUGCAUCCGAACCGCCAUCGCUCCCUUCCAGCGGACUGCCGCCACAGCGGAGCUGAAGGAGCUGCCAGAGCUGAGCGAAGAGUCGGAGGAGAACAACCCCUCCGCGCCCAACGUCAGAGCCCAGAAGAGGCAGUCUGCCAUGUCUGGCGUAACCGAGAUGGAGCUAGACGAAAGCACGUCCGAGUGUGGCUCCAUCCUGGACUCGGAGGAAGCCAAGGGCGUGAAAACACAGCAAACGCCGACUGGGCACAGAAAAACGAGGGAGAAGCAGCUAAGUGGCAAGCGGAAAGAAACGCUAGUGUAAAGAGGAGCCCAGCAACAUGCCGGUGGAGGACUGUUUAUUUAUAAAUAACGUGUACAUUUUUCUUGUAAUGUGAGCAUGAUUGGAUUCACUCUACUGAAGAGAAUUUUUUUUUUUUUAAUGUUGUAAUGGCAGCUACUGGUAUACAGUUAACACUGUUGAACUGGAGUCUGUUUUUACAAACACACCCACUUUGAACCUGGUUUUAAUG
This is a messenger RNA of Cariama cristata (Red-legged seriema), 1796 nucleotides long. RefSeq names its product neuroepithelial cell transforming 1 (gene NET1). Gene Ontology annotation, molecular function: guanyl-nucleotide exchange factor activity. The record is from RefSeq and is a predicted model, not a curated record. The annotation marks the transcript as partial. Gene Ontology annotation, biological process: positive regulation of Rho protein signal transduction; intracellular signal transduction. NCBI's taxonomy places the organism in Eukaryota, Metazoa, Chordata, Aves, Cariamiformes, Cariamidae. The transcript is spliced from 9 exons.